This is a messenger RNA of Nelumbo nucifera (sacred lotus), 739 nucleotides long. Its product is annotated as transcription factor CPC-like. Gene Ontology annotation, cellular component: nucleus. Gene Ontology annotation, biological process: cell differentiation; regulation of DNA-templated transcription. NCBI's taxonomy places the organism in Eukaryota, Viridiplantae, Streptophyta, Magnoliopsida, Proteales, Nelumbonaceae. The record is from RefSeq and is a predicted model, not a curated record. Gene Ontology annotation, molecular function: transcription cis-regulatory region binding.
AAACCAAGCAUUCCAACUCCCUCUUCACACCUACCGGUCUUCUUUCUUUUCUCAACACCCGUUCUUCUUCCCUCACUCUUCUCGGGAUUCUCCGCCCCUCCUCCUCCUAUUAAUAUUACUUAAAUGCAUCCACAGCACCACCAGUUCCUCGCAUUCUUUUUCUUUUGCCUCCAACAAAUUGAAUCCAAGAUCUUGCUUAUCUUUCUCUUCCCUGGAAAAAAUGGCUGACUUGGAUCACUCUUCUGACGAUACCUCUGUCGAUUCUCGAGAGAACAGCAGCCAAGAUUCUAAGCUGGAAUUCUCAGAGGAUGAGGAAACGCUUAUUGUUCGGAUGUAUAAUCUGAUUGGAGAUAGGUGGGCUCUAAUUGCUGGGAGAAUACCAGGAAGAACAGCAGAAGAGAUCGAGAAGUAUUGGACUUCUAGAUACUACUCAACAAGUGAAUGAGAGAAAUUUGACGAUGUUUUUUCUCUACGAAAGCAAGCAUUGUCGGGGGUUUUGAUGCAGAGUUUGGGCACACAGUUCGGUUUGAUUGGCUUAGGGGGGGCGUUUCACCCGUCCUAUCGAUGUGGUCUUUGGUGUUUGGAAAUUAAAUUUAGUGCUCUAUUUUCAUUUCCCUCGGAUGGGUAUCGAGAUAUCAAGCCCAUCAGGAGAUAAAUUUGCAUGUAAAUAUGCUUUGUCCAAGUUUAGUAGCAUUAGAGCUAUAUCUUCCUUCAAGCAUAAUUCCAACUUUUCCCCUUC